Messenger RNA from Cryptomeria japonica (Japanese cedar), 3003 nucleotides. RefSeq names its product disease resistance protein Roq1-like. The transcript has 5 exons. NCBI's taxonomy places the organism in Eukaryota, Viridiplantae, Streptophyta, Pinopsida, Cupressales, Cupressaceae. Gene Ontology annotation, molecular function: ATP hydrolysis activity; ADP binding. Gene Ontology annotation, biological process: signal transduction; defense response. The record is from RefSeq and is a predicted model, not a curated record. Bases 1 to 3003 code for a protein of 1000 amino acids.
AUGACGUUUCAGAGAGGAAUGACUUUCAGUGGAGUCGGAUCCAGUGUCCAGUGGGAAAACUCACGCGUAACACCAAACAUAUACGAUGUGUUCAUUAACCAUCAGGGCGAGGUGAAAGAAAAACUAGUGCGUCCGCUUCAUAAAUCUCUGGAGGAGAAGGGAAUCCCGGUGUUCCUCGACUCAGCAGCAUUGAAAACGGGAGAUCACUUUCCAGCUGCACUGGAACAGGCCAUCAAUUCUUCUGUCGUUCAAAUUGCUAUCUUUUCCGAACAGUAUUGCGGAUCUCAUUGGUGUUUAGAUGAAUUGGUUUUCAUGUUGCAGACUAAGGCAAUGAUUAUUCCAGUGUUCUAUGAUGUGAAGCCCAGUGACCUCCGCUACAUAAAGGGGAAAACAGAAGGAGCGGAGAAGGAAACAGGAGGACAAAAGGAGCCGCGAGUGUAUGAUGAAGCAUUUACCAAACACGAAAAGAGAGAGUCGGACGCAAAAGUUCAGCGCUGGAAAGAGGCACUCGAUCAUGUUUCAAAAAUACAUGGCGAGGAACGUGAUGAUAAUAGCUUGCUUGAAACAAUAGUCUCAGCGGUGGUUAAAGAGGUAGAAAGGAGGAGAAUAACCAAGCUGGAUGGGGCAAAACCUCUGGUAGGAGUUGAUGAUCUUGUAAAAGAUUUUGAAAGGUUUCGCAGUCAGACUAAGAACAGAGUGGACAAAGUUGAGAUAGUUGGCAUCUAUGGUCCUGGGGGAUCAGGGAAAACAACCCUGGCCAGAGAAUUAUACAAUCGCAAGCAAUCCGAAUACGAUGGCUUCUGCUUUCUCCACGAUGUGGCAGAUGGUAAAUUGCCUUUUUACCAAAGUAGGCUCCUCAAAGAUCUAGUUGGUGAGGAUCGUCACGAGUUUUACAGUACAGAUCAAGGAAUGAGCUGUUUAAAAAAUCGUCUUGGAAGGAGCUGUCUUUUACGCUUCCUCCUCGUUCUAGACGAUGUUAGUAACCCAAACCAGUUAGAUGUGCUACUAAUCCGAGAUGCCCUGAGUCCUGCUAGUCUGGUGAUUGUUACAACCAGUGAUGAACGGGUGCUUAAACAGGCCAACAUUCAAAAUCGUUAUAAGGUGAAAGAAAUGACAUACUCCCAGCAGGUAGAGCUUUUCUGUCUGAGCGCUUUCAACAGACCAGAUCCACCGAUGGAAUUCAAAGAUCGGGUGGACAAAUUUGUGAGCUAUUGUGGGGGUUCACCCCUAUUUCUGCAAUUGAUAGUCCGCCUUGUUUCUGGUGGAGAUGGCAAAUAUUGGGAUAUUACGUUGGAUGCUAUAAAAGAUAGCGUCCCUGAAGACCUACACAAGAUACUUAAAAUAAGCUAUGAUAGACUGGGUAAAGAGGAACAGCAGAUUUUCAUCGACAUAGCCUGCUUCUUCAGUGGUAAACCCAGAUGCACGGCUUUAAAAAUAUGGAAAGGCUGUAAAUGGAGAGGUGAAUUUGCACUUGAGAGACUGAAAGAUAAGUGUCUUGUGGAGGAGGUAUGCCUUGAUUGGUAUCAAUAUGAAUCUGAUGACAAGCUUUCAUUGAGAAUGCACGACCGCAUCCGCGAUUUUGGAAGACAAUUGGCCAAGGAAUUGACCCAUCCUGGUCGCCUCUGGCUCCCCGAACACCAUACAUCUCAGAAAUUCCAGGAAAUCCUCAGCAGAAGUUCCAGGUCUUUUCAUUCAAUUUACGACAGGUCCAUGGGUUCUCAAAUCACGUAUUUCUUAGGAAAUACUGAUUACACAUCAGAAUCUGUCCUCCUAUGGCUUGAGCUCGACCUGGAUGGUUUUGAACAGACAAGACUACCUACAUGGAUUUCUCUGAAAAAAUUGCAGUGUUUAAGAAUUUCCUUUUCACAGCUCGAAAGAUUGUGGCUGAACCGUGAAGAGGCCCCUCUACAGUUGACAGAGCUGGUGCUUCAUGAAAGUUCAUUGGCAGAGUGUACGAACAGAUUAGGUGAUUUGAAUCAUUUAGAAAAACUAGUAUUGAUAGGAAGAAAUGAGGAAAGGCCAAUUGAAGCGGAAUUCUUGUCAGAAUGCCUCAAUAAACUCACCAAACUCAGAAGCCUGGUUUUGAGGUAUUUUGCCUUAAAUGGAGAUUUGGCUUUGAACAUGGGCAACGGCAUGAGUAGCCUUGAAACCAUGGAGGUUCGUGGCAUAAAACUGGUAUCCAAAGUCUCAAUUAGUGGAAAGCAUUGUCCCAAACUUAAAUACCUUUGCCUUGACUCCAUGGACAAUCUAAUUGAAGUUGAUCUGUCACUCACAAUACUGAAUUUCCUGGAGUUGAGACGCUGUAAGAAUUUGAAAAGGGUAUUAGGGAACUUUGGUCUGCCAGAGCUUGUAAUGCUGAAUGUACUAGAAUGCUGGGAGCUUCAAGAGUUCCCAAGCCUUGCGUCCCUGAGUUGCGUUGAGAGUAUUAGCAUUGAUGGAUGUAGGAAGCUGGAGAACGUAUCAGGUAUUGGAGAUUUGCAACGACUGAAAUAUUUACAUCUUUCAGCAUUUGGAGAAGGCGCCUUAAGGAAUUGCAUCCACAGGUUACAGAGACUGCCGAAAGAGAUGAUCAGUGUAAUUGGUAAAGCAAAUCUUAAAGCCAAGUUGGCUGUACAUGCAGAUCAGUUUUUUUCAUUGAUUGAAGUUAGCGAGAAUCCAGGGAUUCGUAUAAAUAAAAAUAUCAUGAUGCUGGAGGAUCCAGCUGUUCCCUUUAGUGCUAUCAUACUAUGUGCUGUGGUUCGAGCCCCUUACGGAGAGGAAAGUAAUACCAUAAGCAUUCCUCAUGCUUCUGCUGUUAUAAAGAGCUCUGUUGGAGGAGGAGAAUGGAUGGUCACCGUUGUAGUUACCGGCCAGACGAAGUUGAGAUAUGGAGAAUUUCCGAUUGUCGCACUAGGUACUAUAGUAAAGAAGCGGUGGAUAAUGACUCUGAAAGUCGGUGCGGAGGGCAGAACUCUAGGCUUGCUCCAAAGAAUAAUCGAUGAAUUUUAUGGGAGUGUAAACUAA